Dendrobium catenatum is the source of this 2541-nucleotide messenger RNA. Its product is annotated as phosphatidylinositol 3,4,5-trisphosphate 3-phosphatase and protein-tyrosine-phosphatase PTEN2A. Gene Ontology annotation, molecular function: phosphatidylinositol-3,4,5-trisphosphate 3-phosphatase activity. The record is from RefSeq and is a predicted model, not a curated record. Gene Ontology annotation, cellular component: cytosol. Lineage: Eukaryota; Viridiplantae; Streptophyta; Magnoliopsida; Asparagales; Orchidaceae. Gene Ontology annotation, biological process: dephosphorylation.
UUUAGCCUUUCCCUACUUUGUUUCAUCUGGCUUCGUUCCUGAGUGUAGUUUUGCACGAGUUCUUCUUCGUCGCUGUUCGACUUCGCUCCUUAGACGUCCCUUCCUGUUGGAUCGGAAGUUACGACGUUGUUUGAGCGGAAUUAGGAAGCAACAACGGGAGCUCGCUUGCUGUGAAGGCAACUUUCUCCCUUUCGCGCGCUUCUUCGGCCAGAUCCCGUAAAUCCGACGAACCAAAGGAUUUCGUAAAUCCGGGAUUUACCACGAAAAGAGGGAAUUUCCGUCUACCGCGGCUUUCAUUUACCGUGAGAUUUGGUCUUGCAUUUUAGGCCGUUUCGCUGGAUUUCGCUCAAAUCCGCCUCAAAUCCGGUCUAAAUCCUGCUACCAAACAGCCCCUAAAGAUAUCCAGUCUCAUCCGUGCUGCUGAGAUUUUCUUAUCAUUUUCUAAUUAUGCUCGGUUUUUAUUGCUUUGAGGCUAGUGCAAGAAUCUUGUCGACUUUGCGGAGGCGUGCGCAUUGAAGAUUUGAAACUCCGUUGUCGGGAUGCAAGAACCUGGGGCAUUAUAGAAGUACAUUCACAUUGCUCGGCACAUUGGCAGAUUUUUACAAAUAUUCUUGAGUUGUUACUGUUCUGUUUACUAUGGCGUCAUCACAAUCCAAUUCAUCUCCUUCACGUCCAGUUUCAAAUGACAGUCAGCAUUCUGACAGACGAGAAUCACCGUCGCUUUUGUCCUCCUCUGGAAUCACCUCCUGGGCCAAAAACUUGAAGAUACCACAGGCUGCGGUCCAAGAAGACCCUCAAACAGGAAAUGCAGGAAAGUCAACAUUUGCUCGUUUUACGAGUGGAUUGGGACUACGUUUAUCUCCCAAAUCAACUCAGAAAGAUGAUAAUGCUGAGGGUUCCCCAACGCCUACUCAACAAGGUGUUUUUGGCUCUUUGACUAAAGGAUUUGUUGACUCGUCAAAAAAUGCGGUCAAGGCUGUACAAGUGAAGGCUCGUCACAUUGUCUCUCAAAACAAAAGGAGAUAUCAGGAAGGUGGAUUUGAUUUGGAUUUGACUUAUAUCACAGAAAAUAUAAUUGCUAUGGGUUUCCCUGCGGGUGAUAUGAGUUCAGGGUUUUUUGGCUAUGUUGAGGGAUUUUAUCGUAACCAUAUGGAGGAAGUGAUACGAUUUUUUGAAACUCACCACAAGGGAAAGUACAAGGUAUACAAUCUUUGUUCAGAGAGGCUCUAUGAUGCAUCACUACUUGAGGGCAAGGUUGCUUGUUUCCCAUUUGAUGAUCAUAAUUGCCCGCCAAUUGAGCUUGUGACAUUGUUUUGUCAAAGUGCCUAUAAUUGGUUGAAGGAAGACAUUGAAAAUGUUGUUGUUGUACACUGCAAAGCUGGUAUGGCAAGAACGGGUUUGAUGAUAUCUAGCCUUCUUUUAUAUCUAAAGUUCUUUCCAACUGCUGAGGAAUCAAUCGAGUAUUACAACCAGAAAAGAUGCAUAGAUGGGAAGGGUCUUGUUCUCCCAAGUCAGAUUAGAUAUGUCAAGUAUUUUGAGCGCACAUUAACAUAUUUUAAUGGAGAAAAUCAACCAGGCCGCAGGUGCAUGCUAAGGGGUUUUCGGUUACAUAGAUGCCCUUAUUGGAUAAGACCUUCAAUUACUAUCUCUAAUCAUAAUGGUAUUCUCUUUUCUACCAAAAAGCAUCCCAGGACUAAAGACUUGCUGCCUGAGGAUUUCUGGUUUAGUGCACCAAAGAAAGGAAUUAUGGUAUUUGCUUUACCUGGUGAAUCUGGUCUUACGGAAGUGGCUGGGGAUUUCAAAAUCAAUUUCCAUGAUCGACAAGGAGAUUUCUAUUGGAUGUAUUUUCCGAUAGUGAGGCUGAAGAGGGAGGUUCUACGAAGAGCAAACGGUCUCCGGCCACCAAUGUAUCUGCAGCAGCCCAUGUUAUCGCCACUAAAGGAUCUGCAACAGAACCAUCUUCGAAAAGUGAAUUAUACAAUAUAACCCAUGGAAUCGAACAAGUCUCCCUCAAAGCUAAGGAAGCUUCAAUGCCAGCUCCAGAGGCAAGAACAGAGGAGAAUAAGAACUCGCCAUUUCGAGCCCCCGAGUUGGAAUCUACUAGCACAAGCGAGUUCAAGGCCAUCGCCGCAGAUGCCUCCGUCUUCUCUUUUGGUGAUGAGGACUAUGAAAGCGAGUAGCCAAAUAUUCAAAGUUGUAGAUAAGAUUGUUAGGAUGAGAGCAGAUGAUGUUUGCGACAAUUGUUCGUUCAUGCAUUUAUGUGUGAAUUACCUUUGUAUCUUAUUCAUGAUCUUCAUUCGUAUGGCCUUUGGUUGCUGCAAUCACCCAAAGCUUCAUAUUGCGCAAUAUUACUAUCAUCUUUUUGAUUUUGUGAUCUCACCACUUGGUGUGUAUCGUCUGUUCAAAUAGAUAAAAUGCCAUGUGAAAAAUUCACUUCUUGACUGUGUUAUCUUACAAAUGUGUAAAUGAAGUAUACUGUAACUGAUGGAUUUACUGUAUUUCAAAAUAAAAGCCUUUGUUGGUGUUGUGCACUUGUUAUAA